Rotaria sordida is the source of this 1278-nucleotide messenger RNA. The record is from the annotation of a GenBank genome assembly. NCBI's taxonomy places the organism in Eukaryota, Metazoa, Rotifera, Eurotatoria, Philodinida, Philodinidae.
AUGAUAAAAUUGCUAGUUUUUAUUGUCCUGUUAUGUUAUUUAUUUAAUUUCAGUGAUUGCGAAGCACUACGAGCUUCACAAUUAGCUGAACAAACACUAAUAACAACAUUAUUAAGUGGAUAUAAUAAAAAUAUAAGACCAGACGAUCAAGUAUCUGUUGAUAUCGCUUACUCAAUACAACAAAUUGUAUCAAUAGAUGAAAAACAACAAAUAAUGACGUCAAGUUCAUUUAUUUCACAAGUGUGGUACGAUGAACGAUUAUCAUGGACACCAAAUGCUUCAAAUAAUAUUAACGUAGUCAUGCUACCAGUUAAAAGCUUAUGGAUUCCAGAUACGAUGAUAUUAAAUUCAGCAGAUGCAAGUGGCUAUCUCACAGUGAGUGAUUAUAGUUUGGCAUCUGUUGACUAUACAGGUGCAGUGUAUAUGAUACUUCCAGCAUUAACAGUAAGAACAAGGUGUGACUUCAAUGUUAAAAAAUUUCCAUUUGAUAAACAAAUAUGCAACAUCAAUUUAACAUCAUGGAGUCAAGGUUCGAAUAGAAUCACAUAUACAGAAAAUAAUAGUGUAGUACUUGUUGAUACUAGUGGGUAUAAUGAACAUCCUUUAUGGAAAUUAAAUGGAACGGAUAUAAUUGUAACUCGAGCAGAAGAUAGAGCACCAUUUGAAAAUACUUAUAAUGAUAUAAUAUCAAUACAAUUAUAUCUCGAAAGAAAAUCAUUAUUUUUUAUCAUUAAUGGUAUAUUGGCAUGUUUCGUUUUAAACUUUGUUACUUUGUUAUCAUAUGCAAUACCCUUUGGAUCACAAAUUGGUCUAUGUAUGACAUGUUUUCUAACAUAUUCUAUUUAUUCACUAAACUUUUCCAGUCAAUUUCCACAACAAUCUGAAUAUUUGAUGAUGAUUACAUUGUACUUUUUAUUAUCAAUUUGUUGGACAUUAAUAUCAAUGACAUGGUUUAUAGUAUGUGAUCAUUUUACAACAAAAGGUGAACAGAAUUGGAAUUUUGGUGGUAAUAGUGAUGAAGUAUGGAAUGGAUGGUGUCAUGUUGACUCAAAAGAUAACUUUUGGGGAUGUGGCAAUAAUAUUGGACUUACUUUACAAAAAGGUGAUAUGACGUGUACAUAUCGUGCUUCAUAUUAUCAUCCAAGUUUUCAUUUGGUAAAACUUAAUGGGAAGUCUGCAAGUGGUACAUUCGAUUAUGAUCGAAGUAAAUCUAAAGAUGAAGUAUACAAUGCAUUCACUCAGUUCAUUGAAAAUCAAAUUGCUGCACAAAAUACAUAA